Diatraea saccharalis (sugarcane borer) is the source of this 3306-nucleotide messenger RNA. The record is from the annotation of a GenBank genome assembly. NCBI's taxonomy places the organism in Eukaryota, Metazoa, Arthropoda, Insecta, Lepidoptera, Crambidae.
CACCGCUGAUAGGAAACAUUAGGCUAAUUGCUUAUAAUCCAACAAUAAGAUUGUUUUCAUUUCGUUAGUAUUGUUUACCAUUUAUGAUUACAAAGUGUACAUAUGCAGAAUAUACAUAAUUUUUCUCCGAACUGGUCACAACGUCUUCGAGACCUACAAAUAUUAACUAAAAAUGAUUAAGUUCUGGAAAAGCGCAGAUAAAGGUAAAUCUGGUUGUCCCGUAAGACCACCCGAGCCUAGCACUAGUUCAAAUAAGAUUAAUAAUAAAACUCUCUUGGAUACGCAGUUAGAUGAUGUCGAAGAUGAGGUGCACAUAUUUGAGAAGAAAUCAAAAUUAUGUUUAAGCUUGCAUGAUAUACUCAUUGAAAAGAAAUCAAUUAAAUAUUUCAUUCAGUUUAUGGAAUCAAUAGAUAAAUAUUUGCCUGUCAAAUGCUGGCUAGAAAUGGAAAAUUUCAAAAAACUCUUAUUAAAUACAAAUUAUACUGAUAAGUUUGACAGCCAUGUAAAAAUUAGUCGGACUAAAAGUUAUGAUUUUCAGUGUAAAUGUGAUGAAAUGGUUGAGAAAAAUAUUACACAAAAAAAUAUGUUAAGAGAUAAGAUUGGCAAUAAAUUAAGUGGAACAAGUGAUUUAAGAAAAUUUAAUAGUUCAUCAAGUUCAUGCAUGAACUUAACUGAAACUAACACAAUACUGGACAGUUGUAGUGAAUGUGGUGUCAACAACAAAUCUAAUAUAACAGAGAUAGCUAUUGAUAUAUUCAAGAAGUAUGUGGCACAAGAAGCACCUUUUACAUUAGACCUGCCUGAUAGCUAUAGAAAAUCUGUUAUAUCUAAUAUAUGUCACCCUGAAGGUGUUAUAAAAGAAGAUUGCUUUAAACCAGUGCAGGAUAUUAUUUUCAAUGAAAUUGAGAAUAAUUAUUUUAAGGAUUUUAUAAGUAGUCCAUUUUAUAUUAAAGCACAAAUUGAUAUUCUCACAAAUGGCUCUCUCAACUUGAAAGACAUUCUUUAUAAUGAUACAUUGUUAUUCUAUUAUACAGAAUUUCUAGAACAAGAGUCAUGUAGACAUCUAUUGGAAUUCUUAAUGGCUGUAAUGCAUUUCAGAGACAAUUUGACUGAUGGAAAUCCUUGUCAGCCUGAUCAAGUUCAAGCAGAUGCAAUAAUUCUUUAUGAUAAAUAUUUUUCACUUCAGGCUACAAGUCCUAUUGGAUUCCCUCAAUAUAUAAGAUUAAAAAUAGAAAGUGACAUUUGUAUAGAAGAUGGUCCUCACCAUACUUGUUUUGAUUUACCAUACAGAAUUGUCUUUAAAACAUUAUCUCGAUACGUCAAGACUUUUUUAGAUUCAGAGUUAUAUUACAAGUACCUUUCCGAGAUGAUACAUUCUGUGGAUCAAAUUUGGUCAUCAAAUAAUAGAUCUCAGUCAGAUUGCAGCAGUGAGUUCAGUAUAAGCACUCAAAAUACACUAUUAGCCAUGGGAGACCCCGUGUUCCGUAAAAAGAAACGAAACCAUUCUGUACCUGACAUGACAAUAGACUCCAAUCAGCUUUACAAUGCUGAUGCUUUAUGGCAAAGAAAAAAGAAUGAUGGUUUGACUCUAGGAAGAGUUAACAGUCUAGGUAGAUUUGAAUCAAAGUUUGAACCUGAUCCCGACAAGAAAGAUAAGUCUGUAUUAAAGAAAAUGGUGAGCAGAUUUGUUCCAUCAGUUACAUCAAAAGUGGAAGAGGAGAUGGCCUGGCAAAUAGCUCACAUGAUUGUCAAAGACGUAACAGACUUGACUAUGGCCCCACCGGAAAAUGAGUAAGAUGAUGUAUAAUUGUAUGAUAGUUUAUAUUUUUUAUGUUAUAAAAGAUCUGAUAUAUUGUAUAAAUACCUAUUAAUAAAAUGUAAAAACUUUUCAGUAUUAUAUAUUUUUACUAACCAAUUAUCAUGUUAAUAUUAUUAAGUUUUAAUUAGCAAUGUAAACAAUACUGUGAUAUUGUUCGGUUAUCUUAAUCACUAUAGUGAUAACAAAAAUAUAUUUUCUUAUAUAGAUAGGGAAAUAAAACAACACUUUUGUAUAAAAUAAAUUCUUCAAAAAUACCCUGGAUGUUUUAACUUGAUAUGAAUAGGACAUGCAAGCAGCUAAAUAUGUGCAGGCAGGUUUUAGGGGCUGUCCAUUAAUCAUGUGAUAUUUUUUCAGCAUUAUUAACCUACCUUCCUUCACCAACAGGUGACAUAUGGUGAAGACUACCCCAAAAAUCACGUGUAUUUUUAGUACCUACAAAAAAAUCUUAAUUUAUGACACAGCUUUUCCGUUUAGUAAUCGCGCGUAUGAGGAAAAAAUAAAUACACGUGAUAUAUUACUAUUUCACGAACCCCUUCCCCCCUUUCGAGCCUCACAUGAUUAAUGGACAGACCCCUUACAUAUUUAAUCGAAAUCUGACCCAUAUAUUUGUAAUAUGCUUGCAAGAAUUUCAAUAUUCUUUUAUUAUUUUAAAAUAAAUAUUUUUAAGUAAUAUAUAAGUUCAAAUGUGAAAAUUUACUAAACUUCACUGACAACCACUUCUUUUUUCACAAAAUACUAUACAUUCUCAAAAUAAUAUCAUAUGACAUUGUGGAUUCCUACAGGGAUAUCUCUAGGAUUCCAUUUAGUCUCUGCCAGCAGAUUUUAUGUCAAGCUUUGAAUGUUCAACAUUGGAGAUAACUUAAACCUAAUAAUAAUAUGAUGUCCACAUGCAUCAUAAUUUGUUCACAUAAUGCAAUAAAUGGAUACACACAUUGCUUCAUAAUGUAGCAUGGUUAUUAAUACUAGGCGGAAUCGAAGAUAAUUGCAAUCUCGGUGGUUCAGAUCCCAAGAGUGGCGACAGCUCGUCGUAAAAAUUGAAAUCUUUAUUGGAUUGUCCAAAUACACUUUGGACUAGGCUACGAUUAUGGAAGUUCCAUUUCCGGUAAACAAAUGCAUUUAAUAGUGCUUGCAUUGGGUUCAUCAGAGCCUGUAAAUAUAAAAUAUAUCUAUAAUAUGACUUUUUUAAUAAUAAAGACGAAAGAGGUAAAGAUAAAUUUUCUGUCGUUUUGUAACGUUGUCUUAAUACUUACCAUAAUGUACCAUAUGGCAAUAAUAACAUUUACGGGCAUAUUGAACCACAUUGUCCAUAAAAGUAUACCAUUUAUAAGAUUUGGUAACCAACAAAUAUAGAAGACAACAUUGAUGAAUAAAAAUUUCAGUCUUAAUGCAUCAACAACUCUUCGUUCCUUACUUGUGAACUGCAAUAUUAAAAAUAAAAAAGAUUAGAACAUAAAACAUGAUCUAUUGCAUGUACCUAGCUAUUUACU